CUACCGUUCAGGCGCUGGGAAAAUGACGGCACAAAUUUUACGUAGAUCGUCCACGACCACGACCACCCUUCAAGGAAGGUGGCAGUCACCCGUCGGGCUUUGCACACCGGGUCGUGGUGAAAGGGUGGAGAGAGCCAGGGCCGACCUGAACAUGCACGGCUACCACGUCCCGUUCACCAAGUACGAAGUGAAGGACACCAACAUCGGCCUAAGGGUCCGACCUCUAGGAGCUAUCCAGCCUCGCGUAACGGGAUCAGGUCUGCCGGGCAGAUUUCUGCUGCACAAUCUGCACUUCCACGUCGGUCUCGACGACACCUGUGGCUCUGAACAUACCAUCGACGGCGAAAAGUUUGCUAUGGAGGCCCACUUUGUCCACUACAGCGACCGGUUCAGAAGCUUCAAAAGAGCCGCGACGGAGAGGGACGGCUUGGUCGUGAUUUCAGUCCUCUUCAAGCUGUCCGACGAUAAAAGCCCGGAGUCCCUGCAAGCCAUUAUAUCCGCGAUGGAGUCACCCGAAAGGAGAAAGGUACGACUAAAUAUUUGCAGUGCUAUAACCCUCAACACUUUCAAUUUUGAGGCUCCGCUAAUUUUGAGCCAGAUGCUUCCCGGCGUUCCUCCGACGUCGUACUUUCUCUACCCCGGAUCCUUGACGACGCCUCCGUGGUCCGAGAACGUCACCUGGGUGGUGUGCACGCAAACCUUGGAGGUCACGCCAGCCUCACUUGCAAGGUUCCGCAAGAAUGCUGCCGUGCGCUGCAAGGGCAACAUCCGGCCAAUACAACCGCUGGGCGGGCGGCAAGUGAUUCUGUGCACCUGA
Molecule: messenger RNA, 817 nt
Organism: Dermacentor silvarum
Lineage: Eukaryota; Metazoa; Arthropoda; Arachnida; Ixodida; Ixodidae
Product: carbonic anhydrase 1-like
Exons: 8
Coding region: 23-817 (264 amino acids)
Cellular component (GO): cytoplasm
Molecular function (GO): zinc ion binding; carbonate dehydratase activity
Source: RefSeq, a predicted model, not a curated record